Molecule: messenger RNA, 1689 nt
Organism: Malassezia restricta
Lineage: Eukaryota; Fungi; Basidiomycota; Malasseziomycetes; Malasseziales; Malasseziaceae
Product: serine/threonine-protein kinase TTK/MPS1
Exons: 3
Coding region: 1-1689 (562 amino acids)
Biological process (GO): chromosome segregation; peptidyl-serine phosphorylation; protein localization to kinetochore
Cellular component (GO): spindle; nucleus; kinetochore
Molecular function (GO): protein serine/threonine kinase activity; ATP binding; protein serine/threonine/tyrosine kinase activity
Source: RefSeq, a predicted model, not a curated record
AUGCUCCACGAGGCAUGGGCAUCCACACCGCCGCGGCCGGCCCCGUCCGAGUGGGGGGCAGGCAGCGAUACGGAUGGGAGCCCGCUGCCCACACCACCGCGUGUGAGUCAUGUGUACGAUCUCCAUGAUCACGAAGACACGCGUCCUUCGACGCCCCCUACGCUGCGUCGAUAUCGCGCCGACACGCCGAGUGACGCGACGUGUCGGCCAUCGCGCCACCCACCGCCGCAGACGCCUAUGGUCUCGUCAUUCUCUCGCUCUAUCGCGAGUCAGCGCAGCGUGGGACGAGAUCUUCAUAAGCUGCGCUCAUCUGUCCGCACGGGAUCCAUGCAUAUACCAGCACGACGCGUGCAGCGAUACCAAGACGACGAAGACGUCAUGCAUGAAAACGACGAGCCACACCAGGGACUGUCGCACGACCGGCCGGAGGACCGGCCUGUCGAGCCGUCGGCGCCAGAGCAGGCGCCGAUGCCCCCCGCCGCGCCUGUCCCCGAAGACGAGGCGCGCGCCUUUGACUAUCUGCAGCUCAUGUGGGACGAGGCGGAGCGACAGCACCAAGCAGGCUUCGUGCCGUCGAAUCCCCAUCACCAAAAGUCCAUGGCCAAAGAGACCACGUUCCGUGGAUGCCGAUUCAUCAAGGUCCGCCGCGCAGGCGAAGGCGGCUUUUCUACCGUGUGGCAAGUGCAUGGCCCUGUGGCGAUCCCCGCCGCCGUGCCUGAUGCAGAGCCGGACGCUGUGCGCAUGGAGUCGGUCGAUGCGCGGCAGCAGGGCUACUUUGCGAUGAAGCAGGUAUCGCUCCGGCGCCUCGAACCCGAGUCACGAGACGAACUCGUCCAGGAAGCGCAGCUGCUCGAGCAGCUCGCGCAGAAACCCGGGCACGAGCAGUAUAUCCUGCGGUACUUUGGACACCGCCUGAAUCGAGACACGCUCAAAAUUUUACUCGAGCUGGGCGACAUGGAUUUCAGCCACAUCCUCAAGGCACACGCACCGCUCUCACGCGUGCAGAUCUGUGAGUACUGGCACCAGAUGCUCGAGGCCGUGCACUUUAUCCACGAAAAGGGCAAUCUGGUGCACUCGGACCUCAAGCCGGCCAACUUUCUGAUGGCCAAGGGCCGCCUCAAGCUCAUCGACUUUGGCAUUGCCCAAAAGAUCCCGAUCGGCACGAUUCACAUCUCGCGCGAGGCCAUCAUCGGCACCCCGAACUACAUGGCGCCGGAGGCGAUCAAAAUCGCCAAGGCACACGGCCGCCGCGUGUACAAGGCUGGCAAGGCCAGUGAUGUGUGGUCACUUGGCUGCAUCUUGUACCAAAUGGUCUACGGACGCCCGCCCUUCGACCGACUCAGCGGCGAGAAAAAGCUGGAGGCCAUCAUGGACCCAGCCCACGACAUUCCCUUCCCACCUCACCGCGUGCUCGACGACCCGACAUCCGAGCCGGUGGAUGCACCGAUGCUCGAAGCCCUCACUACGUCCCUGCGCUACGAUGCUCAGACACGCGCACACAUCCCGGCCUUGCUCAGCAGCGAGCUCUUCCACCACCACCUCGGCGAGACCGUCACCAUCUCACGCAAGACACUCCGUGCCCUCGUCGUACGACUGCAGCAGCACGCCAUCCAAGGCGAGCUCACCGACACCAACGCGAUCCAGCGCGCCGAUGUCUUGUUCGACAACCUGCGCCGCACGGCCUCAUAG